AUGAACCCCACGUCCUUCUCGUACAGUCUGCCGGAGUCGCCAAACACACCGCGACACCGACGCGAGUCGUCGUCCACAUACUUCUCCGACGUGUCCGAUUCGACAGCCUUCUCCGAAGUGUCGGACGAACCAAUCAGACACAAGGCCACCCCCACAAGCACCAGAACCAGCUGCUGUGUGAAAAAGCUGCCUCCGGAAAUCUGGACCGACAUCUUCGAGCUGAUGGAGCCCGAAGACGUGCCAAAAAUCAACCUGAGCUGCAAGUUCUUCUACGACGUGACACGUGAUCAGGACGUGCUCAACAAGAUAGGGUUACGUAAGCUCCACAUUGCCAGCUUUCUGCCCUUCAACAGCUACCGGCGGUUCCACCGCCACUACCGGAAUGUCGUUUGGAUGGGGAAUGGCGUUUGGUGGGGCGACCGGGGUCUUUUCGGCUCGUUUUUGCGAACAUAUUACGACGUGACGGGCGGGGGCUUCGGUAUGCAGUUUCUGGUGGUGACCGAGUGCCAGCAGAGGCAGGAUGGUGCAAAUAGCGACGGAAGUUAUCGCGGAACCAGUGCUGGCACCUAUCGCGGCUAUAGAGGUCCUGUCAACGAGGGACCCGGACGGGGACCCGGACGGGGACACGAACUGGGAUCCGGAGCUGCGAUUCCAGUCGCUGGUACUGUCGAAGCCAGCUCUGGCACUUCACCAACGGUGUUGCCCUUCUCUCCUCUGCUUCAGCUGGCCCCAGUGUCCAUCUUCUGCACCCCAGACCUUUACUAUGACCAGCUGGGAGAACUACAUCCCGCUGCAGUAGCGGAACAAAUCUCAUACGCCGUGCAGCGGUGCGAAAACAUGAGUUUGGCUCGUGACCCUAACAACUACGGUUCACGCGACUCGCUAUGGCCUCCCCUGGGCCAUUCGAUUGAGCGCACAUCAGUGUCGCCGUCUUCUGGCGCUCCUCUGUGUCUCGCGGAUGCUUCCCACAACCUCUUUCGGCUCAGGAAACGACUGUGUCCAUUUAGAACGCCUUCCAACGAAGCUGGCGGCUUGACAGAGACGUUUGGCCGCCUGGAGAGCUGGUUUGGGUUCCUAGGAGGUGUGUUUGUGGCCCCGGGUAUCUGUGACGACGGCCCUGUGUUCCUGAAUCUUCACCAGACCAACUCUCAGCUGACCGCGACCCACAUCACGGGAGGUUUGAGAAUCCCUCGUGGAGAAGUUGCGUUUGUGAGCGACUUUACAGAGGUGGAGAAUGGGGUGGAGCAGUUCAAGGGCUGCAAGGCGUACUCUGGAUGGGCUCAGGUAGCCCAGCACAACUACGUGGAUCCCGAGUAUGUGCCUGUGGUGAUGAUCAUGGUGGAUGAGAACACCCUGGCGGUGUGGUGGAGAAGCGGAGGGGUGGUGACUAUGGUCAAGAGAGUCGACUUGGCUUCGGUAAGAGCAGGCACUCCUAGAUUGAGUGAGCAGACAAAGAGCGCUGCCAGUGCGUUGAAGCAAUGCAGGUGA
This is a messenger RNA of Yarrowia lipolytica CLIB122, 1488 nucleotides long. RefSeq lists its product as uncharacterized. Gene Ontology annotation, molecular function: protein binding. The record is from RefSeq and is a predicted model, not a curated record. NCBI's taxonomy places the organism in Eukaryota, Fungi, Ascomycota, Dipodascomycetes, Dipodascales.